This is a messenger RNA of Drosophila hydei, 887 nucleotides long. RefSeq names its product V-type proton ATPase subunit E (gene Vha26). The coding region runs from base 176 to 856 and encodes 226 amino acids. The record is from RefSeq and is a predicted model, not a curated record. Gene Ontology annotation, cellular component: proton-transporting two-sector ATPase complex, catalytic domain. Lineage: Eukaryota; Metazoa; Arthropoda; Insecta; Diptera; Drosophilidae. The transcript is spliced from 5 exons. Gene Ontology annotation, biological process: proton transmembrane transport. Gene Ontology annotation, molecular function: proton-transporting ATPase activity, rotational mechanism.
GGUACUUUGCAGCACUGCACAUCACGACGUAAAAAUCAUAUGAUCGAUUAGUGGUAGUGAAAAAUUCAGACGACGGGCAGAAGGCACACACACUGCAAGCACGGUAGUACGUGAAUUCCUUCGGAACUAUUGAAUUACUAUUUCGAUUUUGUGACAAGUGAGAAAAGCAAUAAAGAUGGCUUUGAGCGACGCUGAUGUACAAAAACAGAUCAAACAUAUGAUGGCAUUCAUUGAGCAAGAGGCCAAUGAAAAAGCGGAAGAGAUUGAUGCCAAAGCCGAGGAAGAAUUCAAUAUCGAAAAGGGACGUCUCGUCCAGCAACAGCGUCUCAAGAUAAUGGAGUACUACGAGAAGAAGGAGAAACAGGUUGAGCUGCAGAAGAAAAUUCAAUCCUCAAAUAUGCUCAAUCAAGCUCGCUUGAAGGUGCUUAAAGUGCGUGAAGAUCACGUGAGCAGUGUGCUCGAUGAUGCACGCAAACGUCUCGGUGAAGUCACCAAAAACGAGUCCGAAUACAAGGCCGUACUAAGCAAACUGAUUGUGCAGGGCCUGUAUCAAGUGAUGGAACCUAAAGUAAUCCUACGCUGCCGUCAAGUUGAUGUACCCCUCGUCCAGGAUGUAAUCCCAACAUCUGCUGAGCAGUACAAAGCCGCAAUGAAACAGGAUGUUGAGCUUAUUAUCGAUGAGAAAGAUUAUCUAGCAGCCGAUACCUGUGGCGGUGUUGAGCUGUUUGCCUUGAACGGACGCAUCAAGGUGCCAAAUACUCUGGAGUCCAGAUUAGAAUUGAUUUCGCAGCAACUUGUGCCAGAGAUCCGUAACGCCUUGUUUGGCCGCAAUGUUAAUCGCAAAUUCACUGAUUAAAAUUUUUCUUUAAGUGCAAAAAACAGUAAAA